Molecule: messenger RNA, 822 nt
Organism: Scomber japonicus (chub mackerel)
Lineage: Eukaryota; Metazoa; Chordata; Actinopteri; Scombriformes; Scombridae
Product: apoptosis regulator Bcl-2-like
Exons: 3
Coding region: 1-693 (230 amino acids)
Biological process (GO): negative regulation of intrinsic apoptotic signaling pathway; intrinsic apoptotic signaling pathway in response to DNA damage; extrinsic apoptotic signaling pathway in absence of ligand
Cellular component (GO): mitochondrial outer membrane
Molecular function (GO): protein heterodimerization activity; protein homodimerization activity
Source: RefSeq, a predicted model, not a curated record
AUGGCGGGCUCUGACAGCCAGGAAGUGGUGUUUGAUUACCUGCGUUACAAGCUGCAGCAGAGGGGCGUGGCCUGGGAGCCCCCCCAGCAGCCAAUAGGAACUCAGCGCAGACGCAGUGAUGCUUCGUUACCAUGGAGACCUGAUGGCUUGAGGGCGUGGCACCGAGGAGGAGAGGAGGAGGAGUCCCAGCCAGCACCUGGCCCGCCCCCCCCGCCCCCCCGCCUGCAGGCCGUCCUGCGCUCUGCAGGCGACGAGCUGGAGCGCUGUUACCGUGACAACCUGACCGCCCACGCGGUGGCGCUGCUGCGUCAGGACGGCGGCUCGGCGCGGAGACGACUGACGGCGGUCCGGGACGAGCUGCUCAGAGACGGAGUGAACUGGGGACGCAUCGUAGCGCUGAUGGAGCUCAGCGCCGCUACCAGCGCAGAGGUGGCGAGCAGGGAGGGGGGGGCAGAGGGAGGGGCUGCGGGGGGGGCGGGGCAGGUGGAUGACAUCGCCAGGUGGAUGGCAGACAGUCUGGACUCACCUCCUCUUCAGGGAUGGAUAGAAGAGAACGGAGGAUGGGAUGCCUUUGUGGAGUUGUACGGUGAGUCCAGACCGCCGGUCAGUUUCUGGUGUCCGACGACGGUGUUUGGACUGGCUGUACUGGGAGCAGCUGGGAUCACACUGGGAGCCUUUUUCACCCAGAAAUAAACCGUCCUGGUUCAGACUGAUCCAACCCAAACCGGUCUGAUCAGCUGCAGUUCCUGUCGUGUCCACUGGAGGCUGCUGUGAUCAAACUGACUGUACUGAAGUGAAUAAGAAAACCCGACUUCUGUCUUC